UCUAAGAGCUGGGAUUUAUUUUAUUCGGAACACUCAUUGGAAAAUGACGCUUUACUUUGCGUUCCUCGCGACGCUGAUAAUCAGCUUUGUACAUUGUCAAAACUUUAACAGCAAUCAGGUACAACGUGGCAGCUAUGGCAGCAUUCCCAGCGAUAAUCGAAUGCAGACAUUUCCCUGGGUGAUUGCUGUGCUCGAUCAGAGGGAUUGGAUUUUCCGAUAUAUAGGAGCGGGAUCUCUGAUUAAAACCAACGUGGUCCUCACUGCCGCUCAUAUUCUGAACGACACCACCGAAGAUGAUCUGCUGGUGCGAGCUGGCGAAUGGGAUACUUCGACUACGAAAGACCGGCAGCAUGUGGAUCUCGAGGUGCUGACAAUAGUCUCCCAUGAACAGUUCAACAGAUUCAAUGCAGAAAACAAUGUGGCGUUGCUCAUUCUAAAAUCCGAAUUCGAGCUGAGUACCAACAUUGCUAUCAUUCCAUUGUACUUAGUAGAAACGGAAUUCAAAAGAGGAUCCUGCUUCUUCAACGGCUGGGGAAAAGUUUAUUUGAACUCGACGGACUAUCCCACCAUUCUCAAGACGGUCCAUGUCGACCCAUUGAACACGGAUGUGUGUAGCAGGCGGCUUCGCAGAAAACUGUCUAACCAAAUCUGUGCGGAAAGUCUGGGAGAAAAGGAUUGCAGUGGCGACGGCGGUGCUCCCGUGGUUUGUCGAAUAUCUCAAUAUCCAACCAAGUACGCACAGGUGGGUAUUGUCAACUGGUUAACUCAAAAGCGCGGCGAUAAUACACCCACCGUUUAUACGAAAGUUCGUAGUAUGAUACCCUGGAUUAAUUACCAUGCAACACGGAUCAGAAAUUAAGAAAUAGGCAGUUACAUUUGUAUUCAAAACCAAGCACAAGUCUCAAAUCGAUCUUCCGUUUUUCACUCCACUUAUUUCCUUUAUAAAAAAUACGUGUGUUUCAUCUCAAUAAUAACUUUAUUUUAUUACGGAAUGAUUCAUAUACAUUCUGUGUAAGAGUACUAUUUGCUUAUCAACAUAAGCAAGUCGCUCAAUCCAAUAUAAUCAGUUCAAGAA
This is a messenger RNA of Drosophila teissieri, 1075 nucleotides long. RefSeq names its product phenoloxidase-activating factor 2. Gene Ontology annotation, biological process: proteolysis. Gene Ontology annotation, molecular function: serine-type endopeptidase activity. The record is from RefSeq and is a predicted model, not a curated record. The coding region runs from base 44 to 859 and encodes 271 amino acids. NCBI's taxonomy places the organism in Eukaryota, Metazoa, Arthropoda, Insecta, Diptera, Drosophilidae. The transcript is spliced from 2 exons.